Dentiscutata heterogama is the source of this 786-nucleotide messenger RNA. NCBI's taxonomy places the organism in Eukaryota, Fungi, Glomeromycota, Glomeromycetes, Diversisporales, Gigasporaceae. The record is from the annotation of a GenBank genome assembly.
AUGAACAAGAAAUAUAUACUAUGUAUAUUUGUUGUAUUAAUAACUAUAACGAAUUCAAGUUAUGCGUCUCCAGCAUAUUCUAAACUUAUGAGUAAAAGAGUAACAUCUAUACCUAUGAGUAUAACAUUUAAAACUCCAUCAAAAAUAGGAGCGAAUAAUACAGCGAAAAUUCUUGAUGAUGAUAAUAAUUUAAAUGCUGUCGGAAAAUUAGACAUUGUAAAAAAUGACGGGUCAUCUGAUUGUUGUACCGCCUCUGUAAUUAGAACUGAUAAUGGAAAUAUUGCAAUGACCGCUGCACAUUGUCUUUAUGAUUUUAACACUCAGACGUGGAAUUCUGAAGCUUAUUUUUAUCCUGGGUACAACAAUGGACAAGAAGGACCAGUUGGAAAAGUUACGGUUAAAGAUGGUUAUAUAUUAGUAGAGUUUACGGAAAAUCCUAUAACGUACGAUUUUGCCUUUAUAAAGCUUGAUUACCCAGAUGGAAAAAAAUUACAAGAUGAUACAGGAGCUUUCGAUUAUGAUCUCGAUAUACCUCGUGAUAAUUACCCAGUUAAUGUAUUUGGUUAUCCGAUAGAUGGUGAUAUGGACUGUGCCAAAGAUGGACAACAUCUUUGUGAGUAUGAAGGACUUUCAUUUGAUAUGCCACCGGAUGUUCCAAAUCCCCAGUCAUAUAGAGCCAUUACUAUAGAUGUUGGUCAAUGUUCAAGUGGGGGUCCUUGGGUGAGAAUUUUUAAUCCAGAUACUAAAACAGGUAAUGUAAUGGGUGUCUCACAUGUAUUGUGGUGA